This is a messenger RNA of Schizophyllum commune H4-8, 647 nucleotides long. RefSeq lists its product as uncharacterized. Bases 55 to 453 code for a protein of 132 amino acids. The record is from RefSeq and is a predicted model, not a curated record. NCBI's taxonomy places the organism in Eukaryota, Fungi, Basidiomycota, Agaricomycetes, Agaricales, Schizophyllaceae. The transcript is spliced from 2 exons.
CCAUGUCUUCCAGGACUCCCGCCUCGUCCUUUCGUGCUGGAGACUUUCCGCAAUAUGGGCACGCUCACGAGCAGCCGCAAAAGCAGCCGCCUCCCUCGCAUGGUCUAUGGUCUAACGAUCGACCAGAAAGCCAUGCGUAGCUUCAGCCUCGCCAAUGACCCGCCGUGGAUUCCUCCCACUAACCUCUCUGCCGAGGAACUGGAGGAAUGGUGGAUGUGGCGGUCGCCAACGCUGUGGCUGCAUGUCAUCACGUACUGUACCUCCGAGUUCCAGCUGCCAGCAGUCAAUGGCCUGACAUUCGUCUGGGAUGGGGACGAGCGCAAGCCGGUGGUCCCUCUCGUCGAUAGCUACGAGACCACUGCUAUCCCGUCGGAUGAGGAGGUGGCGGAGGUGGCCAAGUAUAUGCACCAGGAGGGUCAGCGCGCCAAAUGGUAUCAGGUCACUUUUGCCUGAUAGCGGGCUUUCUCUUGCCCAGUUGCUGGCGCUGUUCGUCAUGUCAUCAACCCAACGUGUUUAGUCUCGCUUCCCAAAACCCACUGCAAUUUCGUCUUUAUGUUGCCAAGUGUGCUGUCUCGUUCUACGCUAUGGUUGUACGUCGCUGUUUCGGGUCGAUCUUCGGACCAUGCAUGAAAAAAUAUGUUCGGUCA